GGCUCUGCCCUGGCCUGCCCAACCCGGACUAGCCUGGCCCUUUAAGGUUGACCUAGCGGGGCCCCAAGUCUGAAUGACGCGACGAGAAGCGGGGGUGGGGGGUCACGUGGGACGCGGGCGGCGAGACUCUGGGUCCAGGGCUCCGGUCCUCAGCGGACUCCAGGGAUCACUAUCUCUUGCCCACUCUCGCCUGCACCAUGAUUUUCGUGUAGUGCUUUGCCACCAAGUGCGCCUUCGCCUGGUCCGCCUUUCUUGGGUCUCUGUAUGGCUGGUUCUCAAGACCUUGUUGCUAUACAGCGCCGGACUCCUUCCUAAUUUGACACGUGCCUGGGCUGAGGGAUCACCUCCCCCUGCUGUACGUGCCUCUGGACGCGCCAGGCUGGGGCUACCUCCGAGCGCCCCGUGGGGGCCAUGGAUGGCGAGACAGCAGGGGAGAAGGGGAGUCUUGUGCCCCCGCCAGGUGCGCUCGGCGGGUCCGCCUUGGGUGGUGCUCCGGCCCCAGGUGUGCGACGGGAACCCAAGAAGUACGCGGUGACUGAUGACUACCAGUUGUCCAAGCAAGUGCUGGGUCUGGGUGUGAACGGCAAGGUACUGGAGUGCUACCAUCGGCGCUCUGGCCAGAAGUGUGCCCUGAAGCUCCUGUAUGACAGCCCCAAGGCCCGGCAGGAGGUGGACCACCACUGGCAGGCGUCAGGCGGCCCCCACAUCGUGCGCAUCCUGGACGUGUAUGAGAAUAUGCACCACGGCAAGCGCUGUCUCCUCAUUGUCAUGGAAUGCAUGGAGGGUGGUGAGCUGUUCAGCAGGAUUCAGGAGCGUGGUGACCAGGCUUUCACUGAGAGAGAGGCUGCAGAGAUAAUGCGGGACAUUGGCACUGCCAUCCAGUUCUUGCACAGCCGGAACAUUGCCCACCGAGAUGUCAAGCCUGAAAACCUACUCUAUACAUCCAAGGAGAAGGAUGCUGUACUUAAACUCACCGAUUUUGGCUUUGCCAAGGAAACCACCCAAAAUGCCCUCCAGACACCCUGCUACACUCCCUAUUAUGUGGCUCCUGAGGUCCUGGGUCCAGAGAAGUAUGACAAGUCCUGUGAUAUGUGGUCCCUGGGCGUCAUCAUGUACAUCCUUUUGUGUGGAUUCCCACCCUUCUACUCCAACACCGGCCAGGCCAUCUCUCCAGGAAUGAAAAGAAGGAUUCGCUUGGGCCAGUAUAGCUUCCCUAACCCUGAAUGGUUAGAUGUCUCUGAGGAUGCAAUCCAUGGUGGUCCCACAGACCCCACUCUACACAGCCCGAGUGCUCCAGGAAGACAAAGAUCACUGGGAUGACGUCAAGGAAGAGAUGACCAGUGCCCUGGCCACUAUGCGGGUAGACUAUGACCAGGUGAAGAUCAAGGACCUGAAGACCUCUAACAACCGGCUCCUCAACAAGAGGAGGAAAAAGCAGGCAGGCAGCUCCUCAGCCUCACAAGGAUGCAACAACCAGUAACUCAUGGUGCCUUGGAGAAGCCAGGCUGACAGACUGUAAUGUCCUGAGGCUCUGGCCAGGAGGGGCUGGAGUCGUUCUUAUAACAAAAGGACAAUUUUGUUGUCUUAUGUGUCACAUUGAACUUGGGGAUAAAGAGCUUGGCCCAAGAAUCCCAGCCUAAGUCUCAGGCUCUAGCAAGCUGCAGGUGACAGGGAUGGGAGCCCUCUGCGACAGCUGGAGCAACUUUGCACACCAGCUUGACUGAGGCCACAGCUCUGUUCUGCCUCAGGAAGCAGCCUUACUUCUAGGCCACUGGGUGUUGUGGCGGAUAUACCCGUUUUUCUAUAAAGGAUGUGUCCUGCUGUGUGGGCAGAUGGGUCUGGCCUUGAGGAAGGUAUUGGGCCAUUGGUUGCUAUGGUGACCAGAGGCCAUGUUGCUGUCUGAGAAUACUGAACACAGGAGGAAGGAGGGACAAUCAAGGGUCUACCUUCUUGGGGAGGUCUGUCUCUCUCACACUGGAUGUCCCUCCCCAGGCUCUCUCCUCUGGUCUGCUAGAGGCUGCAGAGUCCUGAUUGCUUGCUUUCCUGGGUGGUCCAGCCCUGCCUUACUGUAGCAAGAGCCCAUGUAACACUCAGAGAGCCACUAGAGUCCCUGGGCCAAGCAUCCUCUCCAUUACCCCCUGAUCCAAAAGGUAACUUCUCAUCUCAACUGAAGGUGUGGAUAUGUAUGUUGGGGGUGGGUAUCCUUAACCUUUUUCCAGUUUGGAAACCUCACUGUGACAAAAGCCCCCACCUCUUCCUGCUCACCAGAUCUCAGGUAGGAAAGCCAGUCUCUGCUGACAGCACGGGAUCUCAGGUAGGAAAGUCCGUCUCUGCUGACAGCACGGGCAACCUUGGGACUUACUUUUGUGAAAGGUCGCACUUGGCUCCCUGUUUGUUAUCUAGGACCUUUUCUGGUACUCUGGAUCAGACCUGGCUGGUGAAGGGCUGCUGAGCCGUGCUUACAAGGUCUGGUCCUGGCUUUAGCAGAAUUGGAGCAGAGAGGGUUUUCCUUGGCUGAUCCCAGACUUAGCCAGCUCUGCCCUGUCCUGCCCAGGGCAGCAUCCAGGUGCUGAGUGGUUGAUUGGUGACCUGACAAGUGCCUGGCACCCAGCCUACUUCCUAGAUCCUAGAUCCUGGCCCUUCUCACUGGCUGGGAAACCUUAGAUCUUAUCAAUUACAAUGCUGCUGGGUUUUAUAUUCUGAUAUCAAUAAACACAUUUUUAACAUUUUUCAAUGA
Mus musculus (house mouse) is the source of this 2737-nucleotide messenger RNA. It is a transcript of the gene Mapkapk3, whose product is annotated as mitogen-activated protein kinase-activated protein kinase 3. The record is from RefSeq and is a predicted model, not a curated record. Gene Ontology annotation, molecular function: protein serine kinase activity; protein kinase activity; protein serine/threonine kinase activity. Gene Ontology annotation, biological process: MAPK cascade; toll-like receptor signaling pathway; macropinocytosis. Bases 412 to 1320 code for a protein of 302 amino acids. Gene Ontology annotation, cellular component: cytoplasm; nucleus; nucleoplasm. The transcript has 10 exons. NCBI's taxonomy places the organism in Eukaryota, Metazoa, Chordata, Mammalia, Rodentia, Muridae.